Syngnathoides biaculeatus (alligator pipefish) is the source of this 1481-nucleotide messenger RNA. RefSeq names its product gamma-glutamyl hydrolase (conjugase, folylpolygammaglutamyl hydrolase) (gene ggh). Gene Ontology annotation, cellular component: vacuole. The record is from RefSeq and is a predicted model, not a curated record. Bases 63 to 1076 code for a protein of 337 amino acids. NCBI's taxonomy places the organism in Eukaryota, Metazoa, Chordata, Actinopteri, Syngnathiformes, Syngnathidae. The transcript is spliced from 9 exons. Gene Ontology annotation, molecular function: gamma-glutamyl-peptidase activity. Gene Ontology annotation, biological process: tetrahydrofolylpolyglutamate metabolic process.
AAGUGCGGUCGAUCGCGUCCUCUUUUUUUUUUUUUUUUUUCCCCAUCCAACGUGUGUUUCGGAUGACUUUUGUCGACGAGAAGUCCUCGCAGGGCGCCCGCUGCACGUCGGAACCGUUUUUGUGCUCGUUGGUGUCCUCUCGGAACAUGUUUGUGCUCACGUGUUGCGUUUACGUGCUCGUUCUGUCGUUCCUGCCGCUCGACUCCACACAAGCCAGAAGCAACGACGAGCCCAUCAUCGGUGUCCUGGCGCAGGAUCUCCGCACCCCCAAAGACGACAAACAUGCCUACAUCGCCGCCUCCUACGUCAAGUUUUUGGAGUCCGCGGGCGCCCGGGUGGUGCCCAUCAUGAUCAACCAGUCCGAUGAAGAAUACAGACGACUCUUCAACUCCAUUAACGGCGUGCUUUUGCCCGGAGGAGGGGCCAGCAUCUUCUCUUCGGGCUACCAGAGGAGCUCCAAGAUCUUUUACGAGAUGGCCCUGGAGGCCAACGGCAGAGGCGACUACUUCCCGGUGUGGGGGACGUGCCUGGGCCUGGAGCAGCUGCUCUUGCUGACCAACGGCGUCUCGCUGCUCACCCGCACAAACACCACCGACGUGUCGCUGCCGCUCAACUUCACCAAAGAGGCCAAAGGGAGCAGGAUGUUCCGAGGCUUCCCCCCCGAGCUGAUGGACGCUUUGGCGCUGGAACCGCUCACCGAGAACUCGCACCGCUGGAGUUUGGCGGUGGAGGCUUUCAAGAGCAGCAACAAACUGACCUCAUUUUACAAAGUUCUGUCCACCAACACGGACGGCAUGACCGAGUUUCUGUCCACGGUGGAAGCGUUUGAGUAUCCCAUCUAUGGCACGCAGUGGCACCCGGAGAAAAACGCCUUCGAGUGGCGGAAACCCUUCGUGGCGCACACGCUCUCGGGGGUCCGCGUCACCUUCUUCAUGGCCGAGUUCUUCGUGGGCGAAGCCAGGAAAAACUUUCACCGAUUCGCCACCGCCGAGGAGGAGAACCGGGCUCUCAUUUACAACUUCAGUCCUGUCAAAAGCAGCGCAAAGAGCAUCUUUGAACAAAUUUAUUAUUUCUGAUGCACGCACACGUCAAACCUCCCGCCGCACAACGAUCACGCUAAGCUCAUAAACGGAUCAUUUUCGAUUUCCCCCGAGGGAAAUGAAAGUCCAAUUUGGCUUGUUGUGACGUUUGUGGCAGCUAAUUGAAAAGUAUUCAUUUCGUUCAACCUUUGAAGAUGCGUAACUUUAUUUUUCAUUGUUUAUCGUUCACGUGCAGGCCAUCAUGUGGAUGAAAUGCACAUUUUUCACGUAAUAAAGUGUCGGAUUUGUGUAUUGCACGCGCACAUUUAUUUUGUUUGUGAACAAACACGUCCUCAGGGUUUAAUACAUGCAAUAAAUUGUGUAUUUAAUACUGCCAUGUAAUCAUUCAUCAUCUCCGAAUGUUUGAAAAUCAAAACAAGCAAUAAAGAGAUGAGUCACAAA